UAUAUAUAUAACUAAAUACUAUUUAAGUAAUACCUCUUCAUUAAAGACUAUCCCAUCAUUCGGUAUCAUACCUUCUCAAAAAUACAAAAAUAAUUUGUGAAAAUACCAACAAAAAAAAACAAAUUAUGUAUUGUUAUGUGAAUGGACAAUAUUCAUUUAAUUGGAAUGUUAAAUCCAUGAAUUCCAUGAGUAUACUACUUAUAUUACUACUUAAAUUUAUAUUAUUUCAAUCUAAUUCAAUAUUUAUUAAUGCAGAUGAAUUAAAUCUUAAUAAUAAUAAUAAUAAUAAUCUAUCAAAUAUACAAAAUGAUCAACAACGUGCACAAGCAUUAGCUAAACUUAUGUCAUUAUUUUAUACUAGUGAUGCAUUUAAUAAAUAUAUGGAAAAUCUUGAUGCAUAUUAUAUGCUUAGAGGUAGACCAAGAUUUGGUAAACGUAACUACAAUCCUAUAAAAAAGAAUAAUGAUUUAAUGAAAAAUGAUUUAAUUAAUAAUUAUCUUCGUCAAAGAUUAUUGCAAAAAUAUUUAAUAGAGAAUUAUAAUAAUGAUGGUGAUGAAAAUUUCCUUAGAAAUUAAUAAUCAUAAUAACACCAGCACCACCACCACAACAACAACGAAAAAAGUGAAAAAAAAAAAAGAAAAACAGGAAAAAUAAUAGUAACCAACAAAAGUGAGCAAUAAUACAAAAUAGAAACACAUACAUACAUACAUACAUACAUAUUAUAUACAGAUAAAUAUAUCUAUAUUAAUAGUGAUUAGUAAUAUUGAGUAUAUUAAUGUAUGUGCGUGAUUGUGAACGUGUGCGUACGUGCGUGUAUGUAUUAUGAUUGUAUUUAUGUCAAAAUGCAAAAUAUUGAUUAAAUAAAAUAAAUUUUUAGAGUAAAAUGUUAAUUUUCUAAUAUUAAACGAGAGUAAAACUGGAUUCCACUGUUAGC
Molecule: messenger RNA, 934 nt
Organism: Schistosoma rodhaini
Lineage: Eukaryota; Metazoa; Platyhelminthes; Trematoda; Strigeidida; Schistosomatidae
Source: the annotation of a GenBank genome assembly